Messenger RNA from Colletotrichum graminicola M1.001, 1191 nucleotides. RefSeq names its product O-methyltransferase. The transcript is spliced from 4 exons. The record is from RefSeq and is a predicted model, not a curated record. Gene Ontology annotation, molecular function: O-methyltransferase activity. Bases 1 to 1191 code for a protein of 396 amino acids. Lineage: Eukaryota; Fungi; Ascomycota; Sordariomycetes; Glomerellales; Glomerellaceae.
AUGAGCAAUCACUCGGAUUCACUUUGUAGUUUCGCAUCACAGCUUUCUAAGUUGGCCGAUUCGUCUUGUAGCGAUGAUGAGAAGAACAAAGACGCUGUUGCCAUUGCGCAGAAUAUCCUCAAAGCAGCCGGAGGAUCGAUGCCGGAAUGGAUGGAUAGAAUGGCCAACGCCAUGCAGUUGAUCGCUCUGAAGCUUUUCUUAGACUGGGAAGUCUUCGAUAUUAUUCCCAUGGAUGACUCGGUGUCGUAUGACCACCUAGCGGGUCAUUUAGUAGCAGACGUUUCUCUUAUUAAACGUCUUUCUUGGGUUCUAAUAUCCGGCGGGAUCUUGACCCAGGUUGGCGAAGAUAGGGUUGCGCAUAACGAGAAGUCCAAAUCGUAUCUUUCUGGCACACCUAAUGAGCUAUUCCUCCGUAUGAUGUACGAAGAGCACAUCUUGACUGCCCUGAAACUCCCUGAGUAUUUCGCGCUGUAUGGUCGCCGCGAACCUGCAACUCGUAUCCAUACUCCCUACGCUUUCGCCCGUGGAAAGCCGGAGAGUGAGGUAUGGGAGAUCCAGCGAGAGAACCCAGAACAGGUCAAGGGAACCAUGAAGCGAAUGGAGAUGCUGCAGCAAUUUAUUCCGCUAGAGGGAAUCUACGACUUUAGUUGGGUGCGAGAAAAGGUCCCAGAAGACCACGACCGACCAAUUUUCGUCGACGUGGGUGGCAGCAAGGGACAUGCCAUCAGAGCAAUCUUGAAAGAGAACCCUUUUCUCCCUGCAGACCGUGUGAUUCUACAAGACAGAGACGAGGUCAUCGAGCAAGUAAUUGCGCUAAAGCACCCUGAGCUUGAAAGGGUCAAGUUUCAGGUGCAUGAUUUUCACACUGAGCAGCCUGCGAAGAACGCAUUGAUCUACUGGAUCCGCCGAUGCCUGCACGACUUCGGAGACGACGACAGUGUCAAGAUUCUUUCCCAACUCUCAGAUGCCAUGGGCUUGGAUAGCAAGGUAUUGAUUGUUGAAUACGUCCUCCAGAGCCCUCCGUCGCUAAUGGGCGCUCUGGCGGACUUCGGAAUGAUGAACAUCGGCGGAAAGGAGCGAACGGCCGAGAACUGGGAGACGUUGGUGGCUCAUGCGGGCUUGAAGAUCGAGAAGUUCCAUGGCAUGGAUAUGAAGAUGCAGGUAAUCGAAUGUGUCAAAGUCCGAAUUUGA